CUAUGAGCAGAACGUUAUCACAUCUCAACAUGUCGUGAUACUUGUUUAAGGCUAAAUUUUAAAAAUAUGACGGCGAUUUUGACCAAACUCAACAUAUCGUGUGUUUUAUUAUUUAUCUUGUAUCACUCUGAUGUUUUGAGGUUUUCCUCGGUUGCCGCACAAGAGAAUGAUGAGUCAUUGGGGCUCAUGCUGUCAGAGGAUCCUGUGUCCGACUUGGAGAACAGCCCCAAGUUCGUGGAGUCAGAGGACCUGGACUCUCUGCCCAAGAGGCAGUUCAAGACAGCUGAGAUAGCAGAUGCUGUGAUGGGAACCGAAGCCCCCAUCAAUCCAUCUGAUAUCGAGUCCCUCUUCCCCAAAAAUGUAAAAGACUUCCAGUCAGGCUUCUCCCCGCCUUGUGAUGAGAGCAGUGCCCAGUGCGGUUCACCUGCUCUGGCUGCUUCGGGAGGAGCAUCGAUGGAGGAUAUGAGCUCGGAAUCAUUACAGCAGGUCACUCUCGACAUCGUGCAUGCAGACAUCACGCCAAGCGAGGAGCAGAACGCCACAGAGACCGCCAAGACGUACAAGGUGAACUGUGAUAAGAGGAACAUCACAGGCAUGGACAGUUUCACUGUGCAGGUCCUCAACGCGUCACAGGACCUGAUGGAGUUCCUUAAUGCUAACAGCACGGAGUGCUCUGUGGUGCUGUUCUUCACCGCCUGGUGCCAGUUCUCAGCCAGCCUGGCUCCUCACUUCAACGCCCUGCCCCGAGUCUUUCCCAGCAUGCACUUCCUGGCACUGGAUGCCUCGCAGCACAGCAGCCUCUCCACAAGGUUUGGGACCGUGGCAGUGCCCAACAUCCUGCUGUUCCAGGGGGCCAAACCUAUGGCUCGGUUCAACCACACCGACAGAACGCUGGAGACGCUCACCUCCUUCAUCGCUAACCAGACAGGGUUUGACGCCAGCUCAGACAGAAACGUGUUGGACGCAGACCGCCUCGGCCCCCUCCCCAGUGUCCCGGUGAAGAGCAUCGAUUGGCUGCUGGUCUUCUCUGUCCUCUUCAUCACGGGCUUCACUCUGUACGCCAUCCUGCGGACAGACAGCAUCCGCUGGCUCAUACCGGGACAGGAGCACGAGCAUCAGGACUGAAAACACACACAGACUGCAAGUCAUCGGAUGUAAACGAUUAUUUAAUAAACAUUAGUUUGUUCUUAAAAUUAAACAGUUGCUAAUUUGCCUAUGCUUCAAGUGUUUGAUGAACAUAAUUUAUGUGAGCUGUUGUGAUUCAUAAUGAAAAUAUUAGGAUUUGAAGCUGUUAACAUUUCAGGGUUUUUGCAAUGUUA
This is a messenger RNA of Chelmon rostratus (copperband butterflyfish), 1319 nucleotides long. RefSeq names its product thioredoxin domain containing 15 (gene txndc15). The coding region runs from base 67 to 1125 and encodes 352 amino acids. Gene Ontology annotation, biological process: cilium assembly. The transcript has 6 exons. The record is from RefSeq and is a predicted model, not a curated record. NCBI's taxonomy places the organism in Eukaryota, Metazoa, Chordata, Actinopteri, Chaetodontiformes, Chaetodontidae. Gene Ontology annotation, cellular component: cilium.